Colletotrichum phormii is the source of this 927-nucleotide messenger RNA. RefSeq lists its product as uncharacterized. NCBI's taxonomy places the organism in Eukaryota, Fungi, Ascomycota, Sordariomycetes, Glomerellales, Glomerellaceae. Bases 1 to 711 code for a protein of 236 amino acids. The record is from RefSeq and is a predicted model, not a curated record. The transcript has 2 exons.
AUGGCGGUCUCGCGCAUCGUGUUCCAGGCAAUCCUCGCCUUGGGCAUCUUUGCCCUAGCUGGUUUUGUCCUGGCCGGUGACCUUUCCAUCACCAAGGCUGAGACCUUCCCGACCAUCGCCUCCGACGCCGGCCUUUCCGUCCGUGAUGACACGAUCCCUUCUCACGACUGCGAAGACAUUCUCAAGCGCGGCAUCACCCCUCAGAUUGACUGCUCCUACUCCGAAGAGAACUGUGGCUUUGAGGACGACAUUGAGUACAUCAUCCGCAUCAAGCCCAUGGGCAAGACCAGCACUUCCUGGUGUGGCAUGAUGCGGGCGCAGGUUGCUAAGGAGACCAACUCCUACGUCGAACAGAUUCGGAUGGAGAAGUGUGACCGCACGUACGAGGCCGACGAGAAUGGCGGUGGUAUGUGGCUUGUCCUCAAUCUUCCGCACAUCCACUUUCUCGGCGACCGCCGCCAAGACGUCGAGCGAGCCAUCAGAAACACCAUGUGCCCUGGUAGUCCGAAGCUGGACUAUUGGGUCAAUGAGCAGUGCUACCGUUCCAGCAUCUGCAGCAAGCGCGUCUGGAGUGAGGAUAAGCGCCGUAGCGUCCCUGCAGCCUUCAAGCAGGUUUCUCGCCCCAAGGGCCGCGAUGUCCCCGACGCCCACCCAGAUAUCAAAAAGCCUACCACCACUUUCGCCGCUGCCGCUGUUGUCGCCAACCCUUAGCAGAAUGGUCCUUCAAAACCAAGCAGAUUCCCAAGAUUACCACAAGCCAUUGCCAAGAGCCUCACUUCGGACUUGCUCCUCGACGACACCCGCACGACUGAGCGAGUACCUUUGGUUUGAAUCGCUCAAGAACACCGUUGUGAGACGCAGAUAUGAGGUUCAUAGGCUGCGGUCUCAGUCUACAAGAUGUGGUGGAGAGCUUGGGGAUGUGCUUGC